Molecule: messenger RNA, 921 nt
Organism: Marasmius oreades (fairy-ring Marasmius)
Lineage: Eukaryota; Fungi; Basidiomycota; Agaricomycetes; Agaricales; Marasmiaceae
Exons: 6
Coding region: 1-921 (306 amino acids)
Source: RefSeq, a predicted model, not a curated record
AUGAGAAAUUUUCAAGGGGCAUCUAGCAUUUCAAUGCAAACAGCUGUUUUCAAUGAGAUUGGUGGGAAUCAGAUCACCAAUCACUAUGCUGUUCAGCAGAGGGAGCGUACAAUCUAUGAUGAGUUUAAAUACAUAUUGUUAGGAGAUGUGGAAAUGAUUCAGGAACUUGGGGAGAUAGAAACACAGUACGGACUUGGUUGGAAUAAGGAAGCCCCUGUUAGAGUAGUCAAAAUGGUAUCCUCUGCUCUGGUUCAUUGUGGUCAAGGUUCAAAAUGUAUGGUGUUAUCAUAUAGUGGACCUGCUGCUGAAGAGGCAUCAUUGGGAAAAGGAUUUUCAGUCAAUUACUCAGCUAAGAAAUCCACAGAUCAUGCAACUGUUUGGAAUCAAUCGGUCAAGAGUUCCUCUAUUAAUAUUCCACAAUGGAUGUUAUUAGAGCUUGUGCCUCUUAGUCAUGUCUGGCAUGAUCUUCAUCAUUUAGGACGAUCAUACUUUGUAUCAUUAGCACAGCCUGGUUCCAAGCACAAAUUCAGAUGUGAUGAAGAUGAGCUGUGGAUAGAUCCCAAGCAGGGAGCAUUGAUCCAUGGACUGAGAGGACCACAUUGUAAACAUGUUCUUCACUUAUUAAUGGAGACUCUUCCAAUGUUGUCAAGUCUCGACCUUCUCCAGGAUGAUGUUCUCUGGACCUAUCUCUCAGGAAUUAAACCAUUGGAUAGGGAAUUUGAUGGAAAUGUUGUUGUUUUACUUGCACGGCAGUUUUCGUCUGGUGGAAAGCCCAUUUCCAGUCUGAAAUCCCAGCCAAUUGUUCAUUCAGCCUUGACAGGGUUCACAAUUGCAGUUGGAGGUAUGGUCUGGUGGGGGCUUGGAAGUUCAUGCCUUGACUGCAGAGUACAGAUGCCAGAUGGUGCAGUAAGGUGGGUUUAA